Molecule: messenger RNA, 1132 nt
Organism: Capsella rubella
Lineage: Eukaryota; Viridiplantae; Streptophyta; Magnoliopsida; Brassicales; Brassicaceae
Product: transcription factor MYB41
Exons: 3
Coding region: 58-1008 (316 amino acids)
Source: RefSeq, a predicted model, not a curated record
UAUUAGCUCCCCCUUCUCUCUCUUUAGCCCUCUCACAUAUAACAUUUAAAAAAGAAGAUGGGAAAAUCUUCAAGCUCGGAGGAAAGUGAAGUGAAGAAAGGGCCAUGGACUCCGGAGGAAGACGAAAAGCUCGUCGGCUAUAUUCAAACGCACGGUCCCGGAAAAUGGCGAACCCUUCCUAAGAACGCCGGGUUAAAAAGAUGCGGGAAGAGUUGUAGAUUGCGAUGGACGAAUUAUCUAAGACCCGAUAUCAAGAGAGGAGAGUUCUCUCUUCAAGAGGAAGAAACCAUCAUUCAACUUCAUCGUCUUCUUGGAAACAAAUGGUCCGUUAUUGCUAUUCACUUGCCGGGAAGAACUGAUAACGAAAUCAAAAACUAUUGGAACACACAUAUAAAAAAGAAACUCUUACGUAUGGGGAUUGAUCCGGUGACUCAUUGUCCCCGAAUCAAUCUUCUCCAGCUCUCUUCGUUACUCACCUCAUCACUAUUCAAAUCUAUGUCCCAACCACCGAUGAAUACUCCAUUUGAUCUCACUACUUCAAAUAUUAAUCCCGAUGUCUUAAAUCACCUCAACAACGUUCAGACAGAAUCAUACCAACCAAACCAACAUCUCCAAAACGACCUAAACAGUACAGAACAAAUCACUUUCACCGGUUUGCUCAAUUCAACACCACCGGUUCAAUGGCAAAAUAAUGGAGAAUUUAUGGGAGACUAUCUCGAUUAUACCGGUUCAGGUGAUCCAUCUAAUAACCAAGUCCCUCAAACCGGAAACUACUCAUCAGCUUCAUUUUUAUCCGACCAUAUUAAUGACAGUGAGAGUUUCAAGGCCGGUUGGAAUUUCAGUUCAUCAAUGCUACCGGGGACUUCGUCGAGCAGCUCGACACCGUUGAAUUCGUCUUCGACUUUUCAUGUAAAUGGUGGAAGUGAAGAUGAUAGGGAGAGUUACGGUAGUGACAUGUUGAUGUUUCAUCAUCAUCAUGAUCAUAAUAAUGCUUCAAAUCUAUCAUAAUGUUUUGCUUCUUUUGCUUCUUGAUCUUAUUUGUUUUAUUUUUAUUUUUUUGUGGGGUUUGUAAUUGUGUUACAUAUACUUUUGUACUUUUCAGAGCUUAGCCGAUGUGAUGCUUUUUCUUCUA